AUGAAUUUUCAAAAUAUAAAAAGAAAGAAGCAAAAGAGAGAAGCAGAGGAAUCCUCUGAGGACUCCUAUGAUUUAGAGGAGUUGAAACAACAGUUUAUGGCAAUAGUUGCCAAGAUUACCAAAGAAAACGACAGAAUCGACUUUAUUAGUUUCGUAAGCGAGCAUCUCGAUUUGAAUAUCGAAGACACUGAGCAUGACCCAACUCAAGAUGAAUCACAAGACGACGUUAAACUUGCAACCAUCAUACAAGAUCUUAAAGAUCAUAUGCCAUCAAUCGAUUGUAUAGCUCCAAACGAAAAGACAAUCAUACCUAAAAAUGAUAAUUUUAAAGGAUAUACAAAAGAGAAUACAAUCAAUGUUGAUUCAUUUUUAUAUACAGAUGAUGAAAUCGAUGAUCUUGUAGAGGCAGGUAAACUAAAGAACAACUAUUGUCUCGAUUGUAAAUCAUACAAUGUAAAACCACUUAAUUUUAUAUCGCAUUCAACAUCACCUCAAUUAUUAAAAUUUGUAUUUAGUGACGGUGUUUUAAGUGGUGACCAAAGCAAGAAAGUAUUCCUUGAUAUAGGUUCGAGAUUAGGCUCAGUUUUAUAUACUGGUUAUUUAUUUAGUAACAUUAAACAAUUGGUUGGUAUAGAAUUGGAUAAGUUCUUUUAUGAUCUACAAUGUGAUAUGGUCAAGAAGUACGAUAUGAACGAUCGUAUCAAGCUGGUGCACGGUGACAUUCUAAAGAAUGAGGCGUUAAUCAAGAAUGCCGAUAUCAUCUUUAUGAACAAUGUUUUCGAGUUUUUCGAAUCCGAUCUUAAGGUACACAUUGGUUUCUGGAACAAGCUGAAAGAGCUGACUCUCGGCAGAAAAUCGGUGCGUAUCAUCUCUAUUCCUUCGAUUCAAGACAUCUUCAAGUACAACAAACUCGGACUGUCUCUCAAAGGCUGGCUCAAAGAAGUCCACUUACACCCAGAACAUCUCAAGCAUCUAGACGAUGACGGUAUCGAUGAAUUCAAAGAUUUACAUUUAUACCAAAUUUGUAAGAAAUAA
Messenger RNA from Heterostelium album PN500, 1035 nucleotides. RefSeq lists its product as uncharacterized. The record is from RefSeq and is a predicted model, not a curated record. Lineage: Eukaryota; Evosea; Eumycetozoa; Acytosteliales; Acytosteliaceae. The coding region runs from base 1 to 1035 and encodes 344 amino acids. Gene Ontology annotation, molecular function: methyltransferase activity. The transcript is spliced from 5 exons.